GGGUUACACACUCUAGAAAAUCCUGUAUAUUUUAAUGACAGUACCAUCGGCUAACCAUUUAUAGUGCUGAAAUUCUUGGAUCGCCGGUGCCACAAUGCAGGGAUUUGGUGAGGAAAAUCCUCCGGGAUCCAAUUCGUUUGGAAACGGCGAUGGUAUCUCUCAGGAUUCGGUACAAGUUGUAAAGACAACAAAGUUCGUAAAUGUAGCUAAUUUGGCUGAUUACUUAAGUUCUAUGUCAGGUCCUAAUUGCCGUGUUGUAGUUCAGCAAGUGGAGCAGGGAUCUGAGAUGGCUAAGCAAUUAGACCGUGCGUUAGCUGAUAUGCAGCAGCGCAAGUCAUCUGCGGGUAGUGAUGGCAUUCCAGUUUCUCAGGGUGUGAUUCCUCAGCACAUGCUACCUGUCAACUCCCCGGUAGCUCCCGUUCAGUUGUCUACGCAGGAGGAAUCAGCAGUGCCUCAAGCCACCCAGGAUCGUCGUGUAUCACGACAUGAGUUUACUGGUGCAGUCACAACAUCAAUGGUUCAGAGUUCUUGUGAGACAUUUACCUCCAGCAAUGUGCACUGCGGCCAACCCGGUGAGCUCAAACACCGCGUAUCAUCAUUGUUGAUGCAACUGAAGCGUGUCAACAUUACUCCCUGUUCAUCACUUGAUGAAAGAGGUUCAGAUCAUGUUCAGCACUCAACUGUUGACACCUAUGCCUCUUUGAACGAGAACAACUUGCGAUUAUUCCAGAAGGAUAUGGGCAAGUCCGAUAUUCAGGAGAGUUGUACUCUAUCUAACGGUAGCCAGGAAUGUAAUUUAAAGGUUGAAACCGCCGCUUCUGUCAUCCCGCAGGAAACACCACAUGUAGACAGGCACCCGGAGCCUACCUUUGGGGACAUCGGGUCCACCCACGCCAAUAGUGCCUCAUCUUUUGAUGAGCACGUUCAGUUUACACCAAAGAGCAACUUCGUUGAAUCUUCAGUAUCUCAGCAAUUACCCCCUGAGAUCUAUAUGGAUAACCACGGUGAAAGUAGGAUGGUGAGGCGUUUUGCUACUAAGGGUCCUUCGGACCCUUCACCUGCGAAUAAGUCACCAUGUGGGACGGCUGCUAUGGGUCCAUCUCUAAAUACAACUACGCCCUCAUCACAAUGUCCCACUCGUACUGUUUUAACGCCUAAAUCAGGACCCCGUCGCAAGGCUGUUGUCGUUGGUUGCAGCUAUUCUGGCGAUUCCAAAGCAUCACUUCGUGGUCCUUGCAAUGAUGCAAUUCUAUUUGCUACAGCUUUGAUAACGCAUAUGGGUUUUGAGGCUGAUGACAUCCUUCUUUUGGUUGACACUGAGCCUGCAUCUGUUUAUAUCCAACAGCUGGUAUACCUAGCAUCUGCUCAAACGCCUAUAAAUGCUCCAGCUCGCAACGGCAAUGGUAGGCAGAAGACAGGUGUCAUAGGGGGCAUGAUUGGCGGCUUGAUAGGUGAUUUCCUUUCUAGGAUACCCCCUGAUGUUGAACUCGAUAUUCCUGAGAUGCUUAUGUUAGAUUCACCAGGCAAUCCAGUAUCUGCUGAAAACCUUCCAACUCGCGCUAACAUUUUAAAGGCUUUGCGCUGGAUGGUAAACGGCUUACGUCCUGGUGACAGUGCAGUAUUCUAUUUUUCUGGCCAUGCUGUACAAAUUGACGACAUGAGUGGCUGGGAGGGUGAGGGCUAUGACGAGGCUCUUGUACCAUGUGACUACAUGGAGCAUGGCGAUCCUUCUCGGGGCUUAAUUCCAGCUCAGCAGAUAAGACAGCUAGUCCAAUCAGUUGGUAGGAGCAGUCAGGUUACUGUUGUUUUGGAUACCGUGGGUAUGCAGACGGCGCUUGACCCUGCUGGUCGCAGUGGCCCAUGGCGUUACAUCAAGGGCGCCAUGUUGCGUGGCAUGUGGCCCUUGGCUGACGCCACUGGCAAGAUGCAACGUGCUGUGUACGACCCUGAGGUCUGGACUAACGGUAACAUGCAGCAGCAAUUGGUAUUACCUAAAUUCUUACCGGCUAUGCAGGUUGAUUGUACUUCAGCUCUUAUUGAUGGUUUCAUAUCGUCUAACACUGAGGACAAGAGUUCCAAUAGCAUUUGUAUAGCAGCUGCACCUUUUGAUGAUGUUGCUGUAGAGGCUAUGUUCCGCCCGAUGUCACUUACAGAUCGUCCUAUUAUGCGGAUAACCACUCAGGGUUGUGAACAGGUUGUUUGCCACGGUGUGUUUACAUACUGCCUUGUGGCUACUUUAACUCGUGACCGCACUUCUAAACGCGGCGGUAUAACUGUACGUGAGUUAGUGGCUGGUAUUCAACAGAGGUGCCAAUACCUUCGUGGCACUCGUAUGCCUAAGCUGCGUCAGAUGUGCGAGGCUACAAUUCAUCCAGCUGGCCUUGCAUCACUGGACAAUUUCUUUGUAUCGCCUUGGGGAGGUCGUUUACUUCCUGAGCGCGCUCGUCGUCCAGGAGUCGAGAACUCAUACAAGUCGCUAUCAGCUGGUUUGGGAGCAUUUUUAACUGUAAAUGAAGCUUGGAUGCAAUUACAUACUGAGGGUCGUAUGCGUGCUGCUGAGCAGCGUGAGAAGUUUGGGCGCAUGCGUAGCGCCGUUGUUAAUGGCAGUCGUAUGGUAACUGCUGACUUGCGUCAGAUGAUGGCGUCGCAGGGAUACGUAUCUCGUAGACCGAGUGCCGCUAUUAUGAUUGGUCAGGUACCAUCAAGGCAACGUUCCGCUGCUGGUAAAAGCUGGUGCGGUCAGCCUCAAUACCCUCAUCAGUAUAUGGCUCAAGAUUUUAACAUGCCUCAUCAUGCCGUAUACUCGAUGUCACCCAUGGCUGUUAUGAACCCAAGUGGCCAGUACCAUCCCAUGGGACAGGACUAUGUAGUAGAUCAGCAUGGGAUGAUGUAUCCAUCUCACCACGUAGCUCAGCCAAUGCAGCGUGAGUACUACGUUGCUGAGCCUACAGCGCAGUUUUGCGGAUACCCGCAACAGUUCGUACCGGGUACAUUUGCACAGCAUGUGCAACACGUCCAGCCACCAAGGCAACAGCAGACGUGUCGCAGCAACACUGCUGCUUUGUUCAAGGGCUCGAAUCACCAACCACAGCACGUGGGUCGCACUAGGACUUCGGCCUGUAGGCCUAUGGGCAUGAAAUUCGCCGAGCCCAUUACCAGUGCUAUGAUUUCACAAUUACCUGUACAUCCUGGGUACAAUUAGUCUUAAUAUAGUUUAAUAAUGUU
Molecule: messenger RNA, 3225 nt
Organism: Babesia bovis T2Bo
Lineage: Eukaryota; Apicomplexa; Aconoidasida; Piroplasmida; Babesiidae
Product: Caspase domain family protein
Exons: 1
Coding region: 95-3202 (1035 amino acids)
Biological process (GO): proteolysis
Molecular function (GO): cysteine-type endopeptidase activity
Source: RefSeq, a predicted model, not a curated record